Messenger RNA from Durusdinium trenchii, 777 nucleotides. The record is from the annotation of a GenBank genome assembly. Lineage: Eukaryota; Dinophyceae; Suessiales; Symbiodiniaceae.
AUGCGCGGAGCAGAGAAAGCGGUUCGUCCUGCCAGAGAGGCAGUGACAGUUGCCAAAGCCACUGGAAAGCGAUCACUUGUCAGCACCUGUUUGUAUCAAUUGGCAGAAGUGCAGUUGAUGUCCUACCAAUUGGGGCCGGCAAUGGGCUCCGCCAAGGAGGCCCUGGACAAGUUCCGUGAAGGCGGUGAUAAAGCUGGAGAAGCCGGAGCUAUCAUCCUCAUUGCAGAGACGCACUAUGCUGGGGGCAAGCACGACAAGGCAGAGGAGACGGUGAAGGAGGGCAUUGAUUUGGCAGCUGAAUGCGGUGACCAGAGGAAAGAGUCAUAUGGCAAGGCGCUCUUGCAGCAGAUACAAGAUAGCCGGCGAGCACAGCAAGAAGCUGCACAAGCAGCUCGACCGGCAAUGAUGCCGAUGCAUAUGUUGCCUCCACAGGCGGGCGGUCCAAGUCCUGAAACACCCGCAGCCGGAUCUUCUGCCGUCGUGGAGUCCAAACAGGUGGGUCUUGACCCAAAUAUGGUUUCAGCCACGGUCCAGGAGAUGGCGAAGCAAGCUAUCGGAGUGGAUGAUGAGCUUUUCUUGGACAGUGCAUUGAUGGAUUCCGGAAUGGACAGCUUAACAGCUGUCUCCUUCAGGAAUGGCUUGCAGCAACAAUUGGGUGUGAAGCUGCCAUCUUCACUGAUGUUUGAUUAUCCUACCAUGAAGGAAGUGUCGAACAGGAUUGUUGAACUGAGUCUCUUGGAUGGCAGUUGGCCGAAGAUGACCCAGACUUGCAUGUAG